Molecule: messenger RNA, 1972 nt
Organism: Doryrhamphus excisus (bluestripe pipefish)
Lineage: Eukaryota; Metazoa; Chordata; Actinopteri; Syngnathiformes; Syngnathidae
Gene: atp1b1b
Product: ATPase Na+/K+ transporting subunit beta 1b
Biological process (GO): intracellular sodium ion homeostasis; sodium ion export across plasma membrane; intracellular potassium ion homeostasis
Cellular component (GO): sodium:potassium-exchanging ATPase complex
Molecular function (GO): ATPase activator activity
Source: RefSeq, a predicted model, not a curated record
CCUUCCAGCACUUCGCGCUGGGUGCCUUCGCUGCGGCUACCGUUGGUCAACAACACGGAAGGGCUCCGUUCAAUAAAACUACCGAAGGAGUCGGCUUAGCGGGACAAUAAGUUGAAAUGCCUCCAAAGAACGACGAUGGCGGAUGGAAGAAGUUUCUGUGGGAUUCGGACAAAGGAGAACUGCUCGGUCGGACGGGGGGCAGUUGGUUCAAAAUCAUUCUCUUCUACAUCAUCUUCUACGGCUGCUUGGCCGGCAUCUUCAUCGGCACCAUCCAAGCCAUGCUGCUCACUCUGAGCAACUACAAGCCCACAUGGCAAGACAGGGUUGCACCUCCCGGACUCUCACACACUCCACUAUCUGACAAAGCCGAAGUGUCCUUCAACCCCAGAGACGUGGAAACCUAUCUGUCUUACACCAAGGCCUUGAAGGACUUCCUGGUCAAGUACGAUGAUGACAAGCAGGACAACCAGAUGAAGUUUGAGGACUGUGGAGAUACACCGGCCGAGUUCAAGAACCGCGGUGACCUUGAAAGCGACACGGGCGUUAGAAGGGCAUGCCGUUUCUCCAGGGAGCUGCUUGGACCCUGCUCUGGCUUGACCGACCCCGACUUUGGCUUCAAAGACGGCAAGCCGUGCCUGAUUGUGAAGCUUAACCGGAUUGUUAACUUCCAUCCAAGGCCUCCUUCCUCCAAUGCAAGCAUCCCCGAAGAAGCUCAAUACAAAGUGCAGCCCAACUUGAUCCCCAUCUACUGCACAAAUAAGAAAGAGGAAGACGCCGGGAAAAUCGGCGAGAUCAAGUACUACGGCAUCGGCGGCGGCUUCCCGUUGCAGUACUACCCGUACUACGGCAAGCUGCUGCACCCCCACUACCUGCAGCCGCUGGUUGCUCUGCAGUUCACCAACCUGACCCUGAACACCGAGCUGCGUAUCGAGUGCAAAGUGUACGGCGACAACAUCUCGUACAGCGACAAGGAUCGCUACCAGGGACGCUUUGACAUCAAGAUCCAGGUCAACAGUUUAUGACCAGCAUCAGGACCAUAGAGCGCUUAUGCAUUGCCGCACCCCUCCCCCCUCGUCCUUCAAUCCUGACAUGAAAUAGACAAGUAGGCGUGGCUAAGUUGAUCACAGUCACUUGGCUUCCAGCUAGCGUUAGCACGCAGUUUUAGUGGGAAAUGUAGCUGUUAGGCCUCCGAAGCAUAUUUAUUCUGCCGUAAGCAACAUUUGGACCCUUGUUCAUUCACGACUGUGCAAGUGGAUUUCCAUGUGUAGCCCCCCCCCACCCACCCUGACCAUUAACUCCCCCCACUCCUUGUCAUAUCACCGCCUAGGUACCUCGCUUUUCCUUCAUUUUUCCCAGCGUGAUGGUACACGGCAUGCCCACUUAAUGAUUUGCUCGGUCCACUCUUGUGAUCUUUUAAUGAAAAAGCUGCACUCCAAGGAACUUCCUUCCUCGUUUUUGUCUUUUACGUCUGAUCAUGGGGCCUUGUUUUAGUUUGCCUUUUGUUUCUUCCUUAAAUCACUUAAAAGUGUGAACGGGUUUUAUUAAAUGCCUUUUUAAUUGAUUAUGUUUUCCAGACCUUUUUUUUUUUCCUUGUUUUCCAGCCCGUGAGAUAUUUGGGCCCUCCUGCAGGGGAGGGGGGCUCACGGUGCUGACUCGGCUUUAUUUUUGUUCUUCUGGACUCCCAUCACAGUAUUGUGAUGUGUGUGUGCCUCUCUGAAUGUUUUUAGCCAUCAAACAUGGUGGACGAAUUGUAUAUUUAUACAGUUGUACAUUUUGUUUCUGUGCGAAAAUAUUGUUAAUGUAUACAUGCAAUACCAAAGUGACGAUCUGUUAAGGGUCAAAAUGUGUUGCCUUGCAACCUUCCAGUGGCUCGCUCUUGAAAUUUGGGGUGUGUUUUUGGGCCAUGAAUGUAGUUGGAACCAGGGCGCUUAAAUACCACAAUUUUCAUGCAUUUCAACCAAAAAGAAAAGAA